AAUUAGUAGUGUUUUACCGAUUAUUAUGUAGUAGUCGUCGUCGAAUUUUAGUAAAAUCACUACUGGAUAAUGGAAACCACUAUUACAAAAUACCUACCCCAAUAUUCAGAUCUACUACACAAUCCCUAAGAAGAAUACAAUAUUGAUCUCUACUCGUUCGUCACUUCUAGCCAACCAAACACGUUGCUUUAUCGUAGGCGCCGACCCACCGAUACAAGCUUAAUGGUUCUGGCCAUAUCGCCUGAGCGAGCAAGCACGACCUCUGCGAUCCAGAUCUCCCCCUACGACCUCCGCCUCUGCAAUCUGGGCUUCUUCGGCUUCUCCUGUCAAGCGAGUGCCUCUACAAUCAUCGACUUCUUCGAUUCUCCUCCUUCGUCGACUGCAACUGCUUCCGCAAGCGUAUUAUUCUUCGUUUCUCCUCCGCCGUCGACUGCAAUCGCCUGGCAAGGGCCGUGUUCUUCGUUUCUCCUCUGCGUUGACUAUCUUCCCCAUCGACCACCGUCUUCUUUGUUUCACCUUGCCGGAAUCGUGUGAGAGAGAGAGAAGAGGUAGAGGGAAAGGAGGAAGAGACACGUUGGAGAGAAAUUAUGAGAAGCGGCUGUAGGGUGUGAUAAAAAAGGUUAUUAUUUAUAUUAGGGUUUGAGGAUAUUUAAUAUAUCAUCCUCUGAUUAAUUCUAACCCUAGGACUAUUAUUUUGAUCUAAAGGCUAUUAGGUUAGUUAUGAUGGUGCUAACCCCUUAAGGGGUUAGCAUCUAAUCUCAUCCCGCCUGGAGGUAAGAACAAGAUCCACCUUUUUUUGGGUGCAAAUUGUAAAAUGUGUUGGACUCUCUAACCCAUAAGUUGUCUUGUCUAAUGAGUAUUUUAGUAAGAUAAGUGUGGUGCUAGUAUGAGAGAGAAACCAACGAUCUUAAAUGGGUAAUGAAACUUAAUUUAUAAU
This is a messenger RNA of Linum trigynum, 937 nucleotides long. The record is from the annotation of a GenBank genome assembly. Lineage: Eukaryota; Viridiplantae; Streptophyta; Magnoliopsida; Malpighiales; Linaceae.